AUGGAAUCAAUCGUCCAAGCCGCAGAGAAAGCGAAGGAGCAUGGGAUUGACUUAUCGAAGCUGCCGCAGAACAUGAAUAUGACGGCGGAGUCGAUCACGGAGAAUGUUCUUGCUAUGAACGCGAACUGCCCGGAUGAACGCAUGAAAUUUAUCUUCCAGAGCCUUGUCACCCACCUCCACGAUUUUGUCCGGGAGACGUCUCUCACAACGGAGGAAUGGAUGACGGCCAUUAACUUCCUGACGGAGACCGGCAAGAUGUGCACAGACAUUCGUCAAGAGUUCAUACUCUUAUCGGACACUCUCGGCGUGUCGACGCUUGUCGAUUCUAUCAACAACGCGAAGCCUCCUGGAGCAACUGAGCCCAGCGUCCUAGGCCCUUUCUUCACUGAAGAUGCUCACGACGUUCCGAAUGGCGAGUCGAUUGCAUCAGAAGGGAAAGGCGAUUACAUGUAUGUCGAAGGUCGCGUCUUGAAUAUGGAAGGCCAGCCCAUCGCGAACGCGGUCCUGGAUACUUGGGAGACGGAUGGGCAUGGGCAUUAUGAUACUCAAUACGAUAACCGCACAGAACCUGACUGUCGAGGACGGCUUCGAACAGCUGGGGAUGGCUCUUUCGCGUAUAGGGCUGUCGUGCCAGUUUCGUACCCGAUUCCUAGCGAUGGUACGGUCGGGAAAAUGGUCACAAAGCUAGGACGACAUGUCUUCCGUCCUGCUCACUUGCACAUUCAGGUUCAGGCGCCAGGUUACGAGAAAUUGACUACGUCGCUCUACUUCAAAGGGGACCCGUAUCUCACCUCGGACGCCGUAUUUGGUGUCAAGACGUCGUUAAUCAUGGAUCCCGAAAUUGUCACCGACGUCUCGCUCUCCCAAGCUCGCGGAUUCAAAGAAGCGAAACCUCACGCGUAUCUGAAGAGAGACUUCAUUCUUAUAACCCCAGAGCAAGGGGCAGAGGCGCGACUCAUUCUAGCGAAUCGUGCUCGUGCCGCCGUCGUCUAA
This is a messenger RNA of Cyclocybe aegerita, 993 nucleotides long. Lineage: Eukaryota; Fungi; Basidiomycota; Agaricomycetes; Agaricales; Hemipholiotaceae. The record is from the annotation of a GenBank genome assembly.